UGGGAGGCAGGGCCCAGGCCUGCCCAAUGGACUCUCGCGGAGGCUGGGCGGGACUCUUAUUUCAGCCGCCUUCCAGACUGCAGGCGCGUCACGCGUCCGGGACUCAGGAUGUGGCAUUUUGCUCGCGCGCUUUGUGUGAACGCUGCAAAGAACAGCAAGCUUCUAGGACUUUGGAACAGGCCUGCUGCCUUCAUGUCCACUCUGCUGAUCAAUCAGCCCCAUUAUACUUGGCUGAAGGAGCUGGGGCUCCGCGAGGAAAACGAGGGCGUGUAUAAUGGAAGCUGGGGCGGCCAGGGAGAGGUUAUUACAACCUAUUGUCCUGCUAACAAUGAACCAAUAGCAAGAGUCCGGCAGGCCAGUGUGGCAGACUAUGAAGAAACUAUAAAGAAAGCAAGAGAAGCUUGGAAAGUCUGGGCAGAUAUCCCUGCUCCGAAGAGAGGAGAAAUAGUAAGGCAGAUUGGCGAUGCCUUGAGGGAGAAGAUCCAAGUACUGGGAAACCUGGUGUCUUUGGAGAUGGGGAAAAUCCUGGUGGAAGGUGUGGGAGAAGUUCAAGAGUACGUGGAUAUUUGUGAUUAUGCUGUUGGCUUGUCCCGUAUGAUUGGGGGACCCAUCUUGCCUUCUGAAAGACCUGGCCAUGCACUCAUUGAACAGUGGAAUCCUGUAGGUCUGGUUGGAAUCAUCACUGCAUUCAAUUUCCCUGUGGCAGUGUAUGGCUGGAAUAAUGCCAUUGCAAUGAUAAUUUUAAAAAUAUGUCUUAAACUAAAUUAUUUUCUGUCUUAGUAAUGGCUCUUUCUUUCUAGGAUAAUAGCCAAGGUUCUAGAGGACAACAAGCUGCCUGGUGCAAUUUGUUCCUUGACUUGUGGUGGAGCAGACAUCGGCACAGCAAUGGCCAAAGAUGAGCGGGUGAACUUGCUGUCCUUCACUGGAAGUACUCAGGUGGGAAAACAGGUGGCGCUUAUGGUACAGGAGAGGUUUGGGAGAAGUUUGUUAGAACUUGGAGGAAACAAUGCCAUUAUUGCUUUUGAGGAUGCAGACCUCAGCUUAGUUGUUCCAUCAGCUCUCUUUGCUGCCGUGGGGACAGCUGGCCAGAGGUGUACCACUGCAAGGCGACUGUUUUUACAUGAAAACAUCCAUGAUGAUGUUGUAAAUAGACUUAAAAAGGCCUACGCACAGAUCCGAGUUGGGAACCCAUGGGACCCUAAUGUUCUAUAUGGGCCACUCCAUACCAAACAGUCAGUGAGCAUGUUUCUUGGAGCGGUGGAAGAAGCAAAGAAAGAAGGAGGCACAGUGGUCUAUGGGGGCAAGGUUAUGGAUCGCCCUGGAAAUUAUGUGGAACCCACAAUCGUGACGGGUCUUGCCCAUGAUGCCUCCAUUGCACACACAGAGACUUUUGCUCCCAUUCUCUAUGUCUUUAAAUUCAAGACUGAAGAAGAGGUCUUUGCAUGGAACAAUGAAGUGAAACAGGGACUUUCAAGUAGCAUUUUUACUAAAGAUUUGGGCAGAAUCUUCCGUUGGCUUGGACCUAAAGGUUCAGACUGUGGCAUUGUAAAUGUCAAUAUUCCAACCAGUGGGGCAGAGAUCGGAGGUGCAUUUGGAGGAGAAAAGCACACUGGUGGUGGCAGGGAGUCUGGUAGUGAUGCCUGGAAACAGUACAUGAGACGAUCUACUUGUACCAUCAACUACAGUAAAGACCUUCCGCUGGCUCAAGGAAUCAAGUUUCAGUAAAGUUGCUUUCAAUUGGCCUUAUUUUAGUAAGGUCUUUUAGGCAUUCCUGUAGCUACUCUGAAGAAGACCAAGAAAAUUAAGAUUUACUCUGAAUAAAUGCAUCAUCCUGAAUAUGA
Molecule: messenger RNA, 1841 nt
Organism: Ictidomys tridecemlineatus (thirteen-lined ground squirrel)
Lineage: Eukaryota; Metazoa; Chordata; Mammalia; Rodentia; Sciuridae
Source: RefSeq, a predicted model, not a curated record